AUGUACUCUAUCCGAAGCUUGUCAUCUGUGACUCAGCGGCAAAAAAGAGUGGAAGGUGUGGAGGAUAUGACACAACUAGAGGAGAUGCAUGAAGAGGCUGUUCUGCUGAACAUAAAGACAAGAUUUCAGAGGGAGCUCAUUUAUACAUAUAUUGGGAGUAUAUUGGUGUCAGUGAAUCCCUAUAGGAUGUACAACAUCUAUGGGACAGACAAGGUGCUACUUUACAAGGGCCAUGCUCUUGGGGAGAACCCUCCGCAUUUGUUUGCCAUAGCAAAUGCUGCUUAUUCCAAACUGAUGGAUGCCAAUCACAACCAGGUCAUAAUAAUCAGUGGAGAGAGUGGCUCUGGUAAAACUGAGGCGACAAAACUAGUCCUUCGUUACCUAGCAGCAAUUCAGCACACGAGCAAUGUUGCACAACAGAUUGAGAUACUUGAGGCAGCUCCUCUGAUGGAAUCUUUUGGAAAUGCCAAAACUGUGCGAAAUGAUAAUUCAAGUCGCUUUGGAAAAUACAUUGAAGUGUUUUUAGAAAACGGAGUGAUCAGUGGUGCCAUAACCUCCCAGUAUCUGCUGGAGAAGUCUCGUAUUGUCUUUCAGGCCAAAGAUGAGAGGAACUAUCACAUCUUUUACGAGAUGCUGGCAGGUCUUCCAUCACAACAAAAGCGAGCUUUCUAUCUACAGGGUGCUGAGACGUACUAUUACCUCAAUCAGGGAGGGGAUUGUGGGAUUACAGGAAAAAAUGAUGCAGAAGAUUACCGUCGACUUGUAGCUGCCAUGGAAAUCCUUCACUUUGCUCCUGAGGACCAGUCUUCCAUCUUCAGAGUUCUCGCUUCUAUUCUGCACCUGGGCAACAUCUUCUUUCAAAGACAUGACGCUGAUGGCCAGGAGGUGGCGACAGUGAUCAGUGCCCAAGAGAUCAGAGUGGUGUCUGAGCUUCUACAAAUCUCCCCUGAAGGGCUGCAGAAAGCCAUCACAUACAAAGUCACGGACACUAUGAGGGAUAGGAUUUUCACACCACUUACUGUAGAGAGUGCUAUUGAUGCCAGAGAUGCAGUUGCCAAGAUCCUGUACUCACUGCUCUUCCACUGGAUAACUGAGAAGAUUAACUCUCAGGUGUACCCCCAUCAACACACACUCUCCAUCUCUAUCCUGGACAUUUAUGGCUUUGAGGACUUGGCCUUCAACAGUUUUGAGCAGUUAUGUAUCAACUAUGCAAAUGAGUACCUGCAAUUUUUCUUCAAUCGGAUCAUUUUCAGAGAAGAACAGGAAGAAUAUAGCAGGGAACAAGUCCCUUGGCAAGACAUUCCUUUCAGUGACAACCAACCCUGCAUUGACCUUAUUGCUGCAAAGCCUCAUGGGAUAUUGAGAAUAUUAGAUGAUCAAAGCUGUUUUCCACAGGCAACAGACCACACCUUUCUACAAAAAUGUCAUUAUCACCACGUCCACAACCCACUGUACAUUAAGCCAAAAAUGCCCACUCCUGAGUUUAGUAUCAAACAUUACGCUGGCCGGGUCACUUAUCAGGUUCAUAAGUUUCUUGAUAAGAACUAUGACCAGGUCCGGCAAGAUGUUCUUGAUCUGUUCAUUCAAAGCAAGAACAAGAUGGUGUCCAACAUCUUUGUGGCACACCAGGAGCUCAUAGGCCAACAAAAGGGUCACAAGAGGAAGAGCAGCACAGUCACACGAAAAUACCAAGCUUCCACAGUCAGCAGCAAGUUCCAGCAAUCCCUCCUGGAGCUGGUGGAGAAGAUGGAGAGGUGCAAUCCUUUUUUUGUGCGCUGUAUUAAGCCAAAUAAUCUGAAGGAACCAAGUGUGUUUGAAGAUGAACUGGUCAGUCACCAGCUUAGACAUUCUGGUAUCCUAGAGACAAUUAGGAUCCGGAGAGAGGGAUAUCCUAUCAGAAUGCAAUUUGAUGUGUUUCUCUUUAGGUACAAGUCUCUGGUGGGGGUGCAUCAGAUUCCUGCAGCCAGUGGAGAGAACUGUGUGCUAAUGUUGAGUAAACUGUGCCCUCUCCGACCGGGUUUAUACCAUGUGGGGGUCACAAAGAUCUUUCUGAAAGAAGACAUUUAUCAGUUGUUGGAGUGUAAGCGAGAGCGCUCCCGUCACCUCGCUGCUCUCACUCUGCAGCGCUACACUCGCAUGUUCUUCGUCCGAAAACGCUACAAAGAGUUCCGCAACAAAAUGAUCCGGCUCCAGGCCCGCUGCAGAGGCUAUCUCGCCAGGAAGCGCUAUAUGAAAAUGAGAGAAAGUCUGGUUCGUUUCCGAUCCUUGAUCCAUAUGUAUGUGAAUCGCAAACAAUACAUCAAGAGAAGGUUUGAGGCAAAAAGGAGGGCACAAGAGGAAAGACGGAAAAGAGAAUUGGAGCUGACCAAACGGGAGGUGGUUAAUGUCACACACCUGGUGAUCCCUGCAGAGCUUGGCGCGCUGCUGCAGACAGCAGGAGCCAGAAGGGAGCUGCACUCGGACUGUCUGGCUCUCCUUCAGGCUCCUCAUAUUCAGGAACAAACUCAACUCACUCUGCCUUUGGACAUCAAUAAUUUCACUUUCUAUCGCUAUGUACAGAUUCACUUCAAGCAACCAAAGUUUGGUAUGUUGAUGGCCCCUUUGGAGACUCCUUUAACCCGAGUGGAAGAGGAUCUUAAAGAAGAAGCUCUCCAGCUCUUUAUUAUGGUAUUACGCUUCAUGGGGGACCCUCAUUUGAAUGGAGCCCAGGAGAAUAUGUUUGGGAAUUACAUCAUCCAGAGAGGAAUUGUCUCACCAGGUGUUCGCGAUGAGAUCUUUGCUCAGGUGGUCAACCAGGUUUGGAGAAACAUCAACCCUGACAACGCUGAGAGAGGCUGGCUGCUGCUGCUGGGAUGUGUGUGCAGCUUUACCCCUUCUGCCAAGAUGGACAAAUAUCUGCUCAAGUUUGUGUCUGACCAUGCCCCUGCUGGUUACCAGGCCAUGCUGCAGCACAGGUUGAUCCAGGGUGGUCAGAAGACUCAGUUCAGCUCUGGAGAUGGCACAGAGACCGCCCGCACUUACCCGCUGUCCCUGCUGGAGUGGACGGCCAAUAGAAAGAAGGCCAACAUGGCGCUACACGUGCACUGCUUUGACGGUGGGUCAUUCUUAUGUCCGGUUCACUCAUGGACCAGUGGGGAGGACUUGGCGGGAGAUAUUUUGAGACACAGGGGUGUGUCUGACUGGUGGAAGGGGAGCUCAGUGUUGAUGAAGGAGCAUGGUCAGUGGGUUGAGCUGGCUGGACACGAUUAUGUGAUGGACCUAAUUGCAGACCUGGAGCUUCCCUCUCACUUUCCCAAACAGAAGAGUUACUUCAUAAUCAGCACAGACGACCCAACAAAAAUCAGAGCUAAUGCUGGCCUUGCAAUGGUUGGCAGUGGCUUUGACUCAGAUGAAGAAAUUUCUCCUUUCUCAGCCCCAGGUGGGAGUAGACCAGCUCGUAGCCUGCCGGACUCUGAUGGUUACUACAGUCAUGAAUCUGACGGCUUCAGUGAUGGUCAAACUCAGAGAGGCAUGGACCGCUAUUUGGACUCUCUGUUUGACCCGGUUCUGUCCGAUAGUAGUGCAGAGAUGGAAAGAUCUUUGUCAGCCAGAAUGAAAGGAGGAGGUGGUAUUGGCAUCACAGAGGAGGAGAGAGGAAACAGAGCACCCACUCGGCCGUACCCACCAGGAAUACACCCCGGAGGUAAACAACAAACAGUGCUGACACAACAGCAGCAAGCCAUCAUCAACCAGCAAGCUAUAAUCUUGGCUCAGCAGAUGACUAUGCAGGCCAUGGCAAUUCAGCAGCAGAUGUUGUCAUCCUUUCCUCCUGCUACACCAGCUCCUCAGUCACCUCCCACUCACCAUCACACGUACUCUCCACAGCGCUCCUACACAGCCAGCCCUACAAAAGACAGUGAAGGGUCACCUACCAGGAGGACAAGUCCAACACGCGGUCCUCCUCCUGAGGAUGUGGUGCGCUCUAGUCCUAAUAACACGCAGCGCAUGGAGCCCAGCCAUGACAUCAAAGACAUCAUCAAACAGCAUCAGCCAGCGGGCUCAACCACCUCCGCUGGGUCAGCUACGCAAAGAAAAGGUGAUGGGAAGGGUUUCACAAAAAAGCCAGACCCUCACGAUGAAGCAAUGGAGAUCCUCAAAGACCAGAUGGCAAACCCACCACAACCGACUCCAAGAAAACCAUCACCCACUCAACAAAAAGAAGAUGGAUUAAAAGUCACAAAACCAACCAAGGCACAAUCUAAUGGCAUCACUACUGUACCUGUCAGCCCCGCCCCUCCUCCAGUCUCCAGAGAGCUGCCUAUUGAAGACGAGGCCGUUCAGACUCAACUCCACAGUCGGACCAGUGAGGAUUAUUACACUUACACCAAUGUGCCGUGGAAACUCUACAUGAGGAAAGAGGUGUUUUAUCCUAAAGAGACAUUCAACAACCCCCUGGUUUUGGAUAUGUUAUUUAAACAGGUUGUGCAUGAUACUCAAUCAGAGGCCUGUAUUCGUAUCACUCAAGAGGAGAGACAGAAGAUGAGAGAUCUUUUUGCUCAACACAAAAUAGAUCAACCAUCGGAAAAGCAUGACGACAAUGUGAAGAAGAAAGUGGUUACGAUGGCGAAAGAUUCAUGGGAGAUUUAUUUUUCUAGACUGUUCCCAGCUUCUGGAAGUGUAGGAACAGGGGUACAAGUGCUCUCCGUCUCUCAUAAAGGCAUCAAACUGUUGAAGAUGGUGAGGAGCAGCUCUAAUGCCCCAGACUACUUCAGAGUACUACGACCGUACAGUUACUCGGACAUCCUGUUUGUAUCCAUUCCGUCUAAUAAUAUGUUGGAGUUCAACUUGACCAACGAGAAGCUGAUCCUGUUCUCUGCCAAAGCCCCACAAGUCAAACACAUGAUUGACUAUUUCCUCACAGAGCUUAAGAAGGAUUCCGAGUAUGUAGUAGCUGUAAGAAACUACAUCACUGAAGACAGGAAUCUCCUCAGCUUCCACAAAGGAGACAUCAUCAAACUCCAGAACAUGAACGGCCUUGACGCUGGCAAGUCUUACGGCUGCAUAGUAAGAAAAAAGGUCAUGCUUCUAGAGGAGUUAAAGAGGGACACUCCAGAGUUUGGAUGGAGAUUUGGAGCUGUUUUUGGGAAGUCAGGAGUGUUCCCCAGUGAAUAUGUGCGUCCUGUGGCUGCCCCAGACUUUCUGGUGCUGCCUCCAGAGAGAGUGGAACCUCGGGACAGACAGGGGCGGGUCGCUGCAUCUGCUGCUGUUGCUGUGGCGUUGGGUUCAGCAGUAGCAGCUCAUGAGCUUGACAUCUCCACUGAGGUCCAUAACAUUUUUUACUCAUGAACACACAGUGACCUGGAUGAUCUGCCUGUGCACAGCAGUCAGUAUAACAUGUCUGAGUUUGCCAAGAAGUACUUCAGAGAGGCGCAGAGGAACAGUGAUCAGAAAGCCAAGAAAGGAAAGGAGAUUAGAGACCCAGCAGAUAUGGUCAAAUUCUCAAAGUCCCCAAUACAUGAAUCCCUGAUCGACUUCUCUGACAGUGGAAUGAACCGAGUGGCUACAGAUAUCUUUUUAGCCAUAAUGAAGUUUAUGGGAGAUUAUCCACUAAAAGGCCUGACAGAACAGGAGGUCGUUACCACUAUUCUGAAGCUAAGUGGGGACCAUGGCCUGAUAAAGGAUGAAGCAUAUUGCCAAGUGAUGAAGCAAGUUACUGCCAACACCAGCUCCAAACCGGAAAGCUGUCAGAAGGGGUGGAGGCUGCUGUACAUUCUGACAGCUUUUCAUCGCUGCUCUGACGUCAUGAAGCCUUUCCUCAUGAAGUUUCUAUUGGAUGCAUGUUCUGGUCCUGGUGUUCAGUACCAAGGUAUUGCAAAGGCUUGUGAGCAGAAUCUGCGGAGAACUUUCCAGUAUGGUGGACGUAUCCAAUAUCCAAACAACAUGGAAAUCAAAGCUAUGCUGGCAGGGAGGAGCUCCAAGAGGCAACUUUUCCUGCUGCCUGGGGGGAUUGAGAGACACCUAAAAAUCAAGACAUGCUCUGUUGCUUUGGAUGUCAUUGAAGAGCUUUGUUUUGAGAUGGAGCUGCACAGGGAGGAAGCUUUGGAUGAAUAUGCUGUUUUUUUAGUCACGCACAAAGGUCAGAAUGUGCGGCCCCUAAACAAGCGCGAGUACAUCCUUGAUAUUACUACCGAAGGAGAGACGGUGGAUGCCAACUACAGUCUGUGGUUCAGAAGAGUCAUAUGGAGUUUACCGCUAAAGCUGGACAAUGAGCUUUAUGUCAUGAUGCAUUACAACCAGGUGUUGCCAGACUACUUGAAAGCUUUGUUAAGUGUGGUCCCUCAAAGUAAUGUGACUGAUCAGCAUCUUCAGCAGAUAGCAAGAUUAUCAGCCCUACAGCAUCGUGCCAAAGAUACCAUCUACCUGCCAACUCUCCGCGACGUGCAGGAGUCUGUCCCCCCACAGUUUUACUCGAAACAAGGUUCACAGCCUUGGUUGAACAUGGUGACUCAGCACAUGCAGCAUGUCCAGCCAUUAACCCCACACCAGGCCAGAGCUCAAUUUUUGGGCCUGGUCAGUGCCUUCCCGAUGUUUGGCUCCUCGUUUUUCUACAUUCAGAGUUCCAGCUCUGCUUCUGUCCAAGCCCCUUGCAUCCUGGCGGUAAAUCUGAACGGACUGCACUUCCUCCACAAAGAUACUCACGAGGCUAUGGUGCGUUUCCCUCUGAAAGAAGUCCAAUCAACCCGGACCCAGAGACCCACUUCUGGCUCCAGUUUUCCGUAUGUCGAUAUCCUGAUUGGAGACCUGUUAAAUCAGAGGAUCACACAGCUGCAGCUAGAGCAGGGCUUGGAGUUAUGUCGAGUCAUUGCAAUGCACAUGGAAAACCUGCUGUCAGUGAGAGAAAAGAGACUUACCCUGCCCCCGAGUGAGAUCACCCUGCUGUAGCACAUCUCUUGCAUAUCUACCUCUAAACUAGACUCAUAUUUUAAAAGUGCAUUAUCAUUCACAAAAUUUGCCUCUGGUUUAUAUGUAUGAAGGAGAGGAGUUAUUGCAUUCACUAAUUCACUAAAUUAGAUUAUUUUGCACAGGUUAGUUAACUUAAAGUGUAUUUAAUCUGUAAAUAUGAUUUGGAAAAAGGCUGUAUAUAAAAAUGUGUAUCUAGGGUAAAAUGUAAAAUGAAUUUUA
Molecule: messenger RNA, 7161 nt
Organism: Boleophthalmus pectinirostris (great blue-spotted mudskipper)
Lineage: Eukaryota; Metazoa; Chordata; Actinopteri; Gobiiformes; Gobiidae
Gene: myo15aa
Product: myosin XVAa
Exons: 64
Cellular component (GO): cytoskeleton; myosin complex
Molecular function (GO): ATP binding; protein binding; cytoskeletal motor activity
Source: RefSeq, a predicted model, not a curated record